Centruroides sculpturatus (bark scorpion) is the source of this 786-nucleotide messenger RNA. Its product is annotated as receptor expression-enhancing protein 3-B-like. The record is from RefSeq and is a predicted model, not a curated record. Bases 1 to 606 code for a protein of 201 amino acids. NCBI's taxonomy places the organism in Eukaryota, Metazoa, Arthropoda, Arachnida, Scorpiones, Buthidae. The transcript has 4 exons.
AUGGCAAACUGUCUGGCCAUCAUAUAUCCAUCGUUUAAGAGCAUUUAUCUUGUAGAAUAUGGAAAUCAGGAGGAUUAUUUCGUUCUGUUAAAUUACUGGAUAAUAUUUUCUUUAAUUGUGUUACUAGAAGGACAAUCGUCGACUGUUAUAAACAGUUUUUUCCCGUUGUAUUACUUAUUAAAAUGUUGUCUGUUAUCGUGGAUGUACUCAGAAAAUGGCUCCGGUGUGGCUUAUUCUUAUCUGAUUCUUCCUUUAUAUAAAGUUUUUUGGAAACGAAAAUUAGGCGGCAAAUUGUCUAUUGUACGUUCGAAUUUAUCAAAGGCAUUAGUAGAGGGUAGUGUCAGCGAGCGUGAUAAGACUACUUCUAACAUAGAAAGUUAUAGUACAGAAACGGAAGAAACUGAACAAGUAUCAGAAUGCGAUAAAAUUUCUGAAAAUGUAAAGGAAAAUAAUGAUUUGAUUGAUGCAAAUGUAGAUGAUUCAGUAAAUGAUCAAGAACAGGUUAAGAUAAAAUAUGAUAGCAUCAACAGAGAACAGAGAAAGGAAGAUGAGAAGGAAGUUACUGAUGAUGUAAAUUAUGAAGUAAAAUCAGAUGAUCUUAAAUAAAAAAUCACAGGAACAGUAGAGCAAGAACUGACAGAUAAAUAUAUUGUAACUCCUAUAAAAUUUCAGUAUGCUGAAGAAACAACUGAUGAUACUAAUGAUGAUGACUAAAAUUAUGUUAAUUAGAUAUGAAACUGAUACCUUUAAGAAUACAAAAUAUUUAUUUAUGAUUAUAUUUGAAAU